GAAGCACGGGGUGAAGGUUUCUCUUCACAGUGCAUGGACGGAAAGCCAAUGCGCAGGUGUACCAGUACUCGACCAGGAGAGACCGGAAUGGAUGUGACUAGCCGUUGCACACUCGGAGAUCCUAACAAACUGCCAGAAGGGGUGCCGCAGCCUGCUCGCAUGCCCUACAUCUCUGACAAGCACCCUCGACAAACUUUGGAAGUCAUCAAUCUUCUCCGGAAGCACCGGGAGUUGUGCGAUGUGGUGCUAGUAGUGGGUGCGAAGAAGAUCUACGCCCACAGGGUGAUUCUGUCAGCCUGUAGCCCCUACUUCCGAGCCAUGUUCACCGGGGAGCUGGCAGAGAGUCGGCAGACAGAGGUAGUGAUCAGAGACAUCGAUGAAAGAGCCAUGGAACUGCUGAUUGACUUUGCGUACACCUCUCAGAUCACUGUGGAAGAGGGAAAUGUCCAGACCUUGUUGCCAGCUGCUUGCCUUCUCCAGCUGGCUGAGAUCCAGGAGGCCUGCUGCGAGUUCCUUAAGAGACAGUUGGACCCGUCCAAUUGCCUGGGCAUCCGAGCUUUUGCUGACACUCACUCAUGCCGUGAAUUGCUGAGGAUUGCUGACAAGUUCACACAGCACAACUUCCAGGAGGUAAUGGAGAGUGAGGAGUUCAUGCUGCUUCCUGCCAAUCAGCUCAUAGACAUUAUAUCCAGUGAUGAGUUAAAUGUUCGCAGUGAAGAGCAGGUGUUCAAUGCGGUGAUGGCCUGGGUGAAAUACAGCAUUCAGGAAAGAAGACCCCAGCUGCCACAGGUUCUGCAGCAUGUCCGUCUACCGCUGCUGAGUCCCAAGUUUCUUGUGGGUACAGUGGGCUCUGAUCCACUUAUUAAGAGUGAUGAGGAAUGCAGGGAUCUAGUGGAUGAAGCUAAAAAUUAUCUGCUGUUGCCCCAAGAGCGGCCACUGAUGCAAGGACCAAGAACUAGACCGCGCAAACCCAUCCGCUGUGGAGAAGUGCUCUUUGCAGUGGGGGGCUGGUGUAGCGGGGAUGCAAUUUCCAGUGUCGAGCGCUAUGACCCUCAAACCAAUGAGUGGCGGAUGGUGGCUUCCAUGAGCAAAAGACGCUGUGGUGUUGGAGUCAGUGUUCUGGAUGACCUCCUCUAUGCUGUGGGAGGCCAUGAUGGUUCCUCUUAUCUUAACAGCGUAGAAAGGUAUGAUCCCAAGACCAAUCAGUGGAGCAGUGAUGUGGCCCCAACCAGCACCUGCAGGACCAGUGUUGGAGUAGCGGUUCUUGGGGGCUACUUGUAUGCUGUGGGUGGCCAGGAUGGUGUCUCUUGUCUCAACAUUGUGGAAAGAUAUGAUCCCAAAGAAAACAAAUGGACUCGAGUGGCUUCGAUGAGCACCAGGCGCCUGGGAGUUGCAGUGGCUGUGCUAGGGGGCUUCCUCUAUGCUGUGGGAGGCUCUGACGGGACUUCGCCUCUCAAUACUGUGGAACGGUACAAUCCCCAGGAGAACCGCUGGCACACAAUUGCGCCCAUGGGGACAAGAAGGAAGCACCUGGGCUGUGCAGUAUACCAAGACAUGAUAUAUGCUGUGGGAGGCAGAGAUGAUACGACGGAGCUCAGUAGUGCCGAGAGAUACAACCCUCGAACCAACCAGUGGUCUCCUGUUGUGGCCAUGACAUCGCGCCGAAGUGGAGUUGGCCUCGCGGUGGUGAAUGGACAGCUCAUGGCAGUUGGGGGUUUUGAUGGCACAACAUACUUGAAGACCAUUGAGGUGUUUGAUCCAGAUGCUAACACAUGGAGAUUGUAUGGUGGAAUGAACUAUCGGCGGCUGGGAGGAGGAGUAGGUGUUAUCAAAAUGACACACUGUGAAUCCCAUAUAUGGUAAGCAUCAAGAGGGACGGAGACCCCUUGGUUCUCAUUCCUAGAAAAACUGAAGAGACUUGUUGACACUGGACCUCUUUGCAGCUCUAGUAUGAAUGGUCUAGAUCCAAUGUAACUCUUUGCUGGUGACUCUUUCUAUGGAAUUAUAAAAAGGACUUCUGUGAGAGUGUGCCCAAUGGGAGACCGCAUUGUCAGACUCCAGGAAACCACUGGACAAAAGUAGAAGUGUUGCUUAUGUCCAUAUUUUUUCUAAAUAAUCUACAUUUUGAAUAAACCAAACUGUAAAAGUUAUUGUAACGUAAACAAUGCUGAUGUAGAGACCACAUGCUAUACUGGGAGUCUGGCAAGGAGGAAGGUUUCCUGCUUUCCCUCCUGCUGUGAGCAGUGGAUGUGGCAGCUGUGUGGUGGGCGAAAGAGGAAAGUGAUACAGAAAACAUUGCUUUUGCCUUAUUUACAGAGAGCUUCAAAAAA
This is a messenger RNA of Phaethon lepturus (White-tailed tropicbird), 2330 nucleotides long. RefSeq names its product kelch-like family member 20 (gene KLHL20). The record is from RefSeq and is a predicted model, not a curated record. Gene Ontology annotation, molecular function: protein binding. The transcript is spliced from 11 exons. The coding region runs from base 34 to 1863 and encodes 609 amino acids. Lineage: Eukaryota; Metazoa; Chordata; Aves; Phaethontiformes; Phaethontidae.